CAUGUGCUGAGCUGUGAGCAGAGAAACAUGAUUUUUUGCUUUCCUGGGGUUUUAUGUUACAACACAACAAGCCAUUAUAGCUUGAAACCAUUGGGAUGGUUUUGGAAGUAGUAUUAUAGUAUGCUUGUGGCUUUUUAUAGAUGUAGAAAGGCAAACAAACUAUUGAUAGAUACCAUUAUAUUUUUUUAAAACAGCCCUGUACAAAGUAAUUUGGGUGUGUGCCUUAAAAUGAAACGGAUGGUUCAUGUUUGUACAUGAAGUGUUAUGUUGGUGCAGUGUUAUUGCUUAAAUAAAAAGUUAACUUGAUUGCAGGAUGAGGGCAGUAAGGUAAAUAAUGAACCUUGUAUUGUUUAACACUGUAUUAACAAUGGUUUGUUGUCUAAGGUUCCUGCGUUUGAUGUUAAUUCAGUAAGACGUAAAACAUUUUAGCCUUUAAAAUUCAACCCUCAAAACAGAGGUCACUUUCUACUAUAUGGGGGAAAUAAUUGCCUAAAUUGGUUGUAUCCCAGUGAGAUUAGAUUUAAAGUUCUUUCUAAUAUUCUAAUAGAAUACUCUGGACAUUUAUUUAUUUUCAUCCUUCAGUUAAAGUCAUAGUUUGCAGAUGUUGAAAAGUAUCAAAAGACAGAAUUUUCCAAGGGUAUCAUAAGAAGGGCACACAGUAUUAGAUGUAUACCAAAGGAUGGCAAAAGCAGUCACCUAUAACUGGAGACAAUAUAAAAGAACAGUGACAAAGACUAGACUUUUCUCCAAAACUCAUUAAAAUACCAGUUGUAAACUUUUCACGUAAGCUGCUAAGUGAUCAACAGAAAUUUCCCACAAGAUUGGGUUGUGUUUUACAUGUGAUGACAAUGUUCCUGUAUUCUCCAUAAGUCCAAACUAUGGACGAGAUUUGCAAGACAGCAGCCUUUUAUUUAAAAGAAAACACCCAAGUCUAACUAAAUGAUGUAGUGUUAUGGUCUUAUGAAACCAAAUGUGAUCUUUUGGGCCACAAUUCCAAGUGGUCUGUUUGGCAUAAAACCAACACUGAACUUGAACAAAAGAACACCAUCAUAACCACAGUAAAACAUGGCAAUGGCAGCAUCAUGCUGAGGGGUUACUGUUCUCUCAGAUGGAACCAAGGUGGGUGAAAUUCUAAGCAGUUCCAAAUACCUGUGAGUUUUGAUCCAAAACCUUCUGGGGUCUGUUAGAGACCUGAUGGUAAAGACAGUUUUUAUUUGUCAUAUAUUAGGUAUUCUACAAAAGAAUGGUCUCACCUAAAGAAAAUUAAAGUUUUCCAGAUUCCAGAAGUAAAUCUGGCAGAAAAUCUGUGGGGUCACCUUGAAGAGAGCUGUGGACAAAAAAUGUCCUCACAUUUCUUUUCCACAAAAGCUGCUUCAACAAGGUAUUAGUUUAACAGUUGCACACCUAAACAACAAGGUGGUUGCAGCUUUUUUUUUAUUUUAACUUUAAUCCCCCUCGUAGAUUUGUUGGUUUUUCUUUUAAAUUGCGCAGAAUAUAUCUCCUUUUAAAAGUGAAAAAACUUUUAUCAUGGCCUAAUUCUUUUCAUGUCAUUACAAAAUGGCAUACGUAGUGGGCUGAAAGCAGACCUUAAAGUGCAUCAGAAUUUGUAACAAGGAUAACUUAUAUGUAUACGUGGAAUAAUUUUCUUAAACUUUUGUUUUACAACUGAGCAGCAGACAUUAACCCAGUGUAGGCUAAUCUCUUUUAUGAACAAGGUGGUUCAUGCAUGAACAUACUGUGAUGAUGGCAUCAUGCCCUGCUAAUCUCCACAUGUCUGUGUCAGUGCUUCUGAUGAGGUAAUCUAAUGGACAGCGGGUAAUAGAAUCCCCCUACUGAGAGAUGGCCUUCUUCAAGAGCUUCCAGCCGACCCUGCCGUCUGUCAACAUUUCUUCCAUCCUAGACUCAGUCACCAGUCGCGUGGACGAUCUGGCCAAUGCAGUCAGCGAUGCCACAUAUGCUGUCAGCGACCAGCUCACAGAGCAGGUCACUACCAUUAUCAACAAGGUACAGGAGGAAGAGGAGGGGGAAAACAACAGAAGUCAGAAUGCUGGCCAGGCCUCCGGCUCACAGGAAGGGAGGGCCAGUAAUAAAAGCAUGUGGCAAAUGCAGAGAAGCUCCGAUGCUGGCCAGACAGGUUCAAAAAAUAACCAAAACAGUGAUGCAACAGAGGGACAGCACUCUCAGAGUCAACUAGAGUGGGAAUGGAGGGAUGGAUGCUGGCGAGUUAAAAAGACAGAAGCUGAGUUGGCAGAAGAAGAGAGGAGGAAGAAGGAGGAAAGUGAGAUACAAGAAAGGAGAGAGCAGAGAAGAAAAGAGAGGAGAGAGAGGCAGUUGGAGAAAGAACCUGAAACCAAAAGGAACAGAGAGGACUCCAAUGAAGGAGGGAAGGAAGACGAAGAUGAAACCUCUGGGAAGACAGACAGUGAAGAUGGACAAGAAAGAAAAACAAAUGAGAGUGACAAUCAAAUAUCAGCUCAGCAAAAAAGUGAUGACUGUGGUAAUACUUCCUAUUUAAAAGCUGAAAUGGAAACAAAGAUAACAAGACAGGAGAAGGAAAAAGAUAGAGAAGCCAAAGAAGAGGCAGACACUGAGGAAGAGGAUGAGCCAUCUAGAUCUUCCUCUAAAAUAAAAAAGAAGAAGUCAGAUAAGAAGAAAGAUAAAGAGAGUUCAAAGAAACCUGAGGAAGAUUUAGAUGCAGAGAAAAAGGAAGACAAAUGCAAGAAAAGGAAUAGGAAAAAGAAAGGAAAUCAAGAUGGAGUUGUAUCAAACAGUGCAGAAGAAAAAAGCCCGGAGGUUGUGACCCAGCAGAACAUAACAUCUGUGUGGAGCAAAGGCAAACAGUCCAGUGAGCAGGGAGGAUACAGCAGCGAGGCUUCCAGUGAACAGGCUGCCAGUAUUCAAAGGAUACACAAAGAUUCCUCUCUAACUGAGCUCCAGCCUCCCCCAUACCAACACGUGAGCUCGGGAACACGCAAGUCCACACGCUCCUGCUCAGAACGAGGAGUCAGGAGGCCGUCGUCCCCGCAGCAUUCUGACAGCCCUCGCUGCUCCAGUGAGGCCAGCGUUGACCAGGACACUGAGAGUUACCUUCACAAAGGGUGCGAGGAGGACAUUCCCAGUGACAGCACAGCUGUUCUGAGUCCAGAGGAUGGUUCUGGUCUUCAGCUUCCUUCAGCCUAUGAGCCGGAGCCUAUUGCGCAAUACGGCACGCUGGACGUCGCCUUCGAAUACGACUCCACUGAGCAGUGGCUGGCCGUCACGGUGACGGCUGCGACCGACAUUCCCGCUUUGAAACAGACGGGCAACAUCGCGUGGCAGGUCCACUUGGUCCUGCUCCCCACCAAGAAGCAGCGAGCCAAGACGGGCGUGCAGAAGGGUCCGUGUCCCGUUUUCACAGAAACAUUCAAGUUUUCCAGGGUGGAGCAGGAGGCCCUGGGGGACUAUGCCGUUCGCUUCCGCCUGUACAGCAUCAGACGGAUGAAAAAGGAGAAGGUCCUGGGAGAAAAGGUGUUCUACCUGACUAAGCUGAACUUGCAGGGGAAGAUUGCUUUACCUGUCACCCUGGAGCCUGGCUCGGAACUUGCAGGUUGUGGCUCUCUUGUGAGCGUGUCUCGCAGUGCAGGUGCUUUGUCCUACCGCUCCACCGAAGACUCAUCGCUGCCAGAGAUCCUCCUGGGUCUCCUCUAUAACUCUGCCACAGGACAGCUUUCUGCUGAGGUUAUACAAGGAAGUCACUUCAAAACUACAGCUUCUGAUAAACCUGUCAAUGGUCUUUUUUGUUGUGUGAAACACUUCGUAGGGGGACAGCUUUAUAUCAUGAAAGACACCUAUGUCAAGCUUACCAUGCUGGACUCCAAGGGCAAGGAGAUGUCCAAGCGCAAGACGGCCGUGUGCCGCGGGCAGCCAAACCCCACCUACAAGGAGACGUUCGUCUUCCAGGUGGCGCUCUUCCAGCUGUCCGAGGUGUCGCUAGUGGUGUCGGUGUUCUGCAGGAAGAGCAGCAUGAGGCCCAGGGAGAGGCUGGGCUGGGUCUCCUUGGGCCACAGCAGCACCACCGAGGAGCAGCAAGCCCACUGGACAGAAAUGAGAGAGGCAGAGGGUCAGCAGGUCUGCCACUGGCAUACUCUCACUGACACUUAGGAGACAGUUUAUGAGGAAUGACAUAAAAGUAAAGAGCAUUCAAAGCUCUGGAAAAGCAGAAAGCACCUUCUGAGAUGAGUGUCCUUGUGUGUUGUGCAUUCAGGUGUGAGGGUGGGUGCUAUUCCCAAAUCCUCACUGCCAGACUGCAUGGAUACCCUUUAAACGGACAGUUUUGUUGGAUGCAGCCAGGCUGAGCACGUGAUUGAAAGUUUCUACCCCCAACUACAGCCUUUUAAAGACACACUGUUAAAGACUCACACUGUAAUGACUGCAAGUUCAAAAGUAAAAACAAUUAGUUUUAUAUAAAGAGAUUAUUUUCACAGCAAAGUCUGCAUGCACACAAACUGUUUACAGGACCAACAUGAAACCCCUUCCAGACAACUUCAGCCUUUGAAUCUUCGGACCAAAGAGUUUGGUCCAGGACUGGCAGACUUCUUCCAAUUUUUUAUGGGCUUCAGCUAUAACCAGCAUACAAGACAUAUCUCUACCACUUACAAAACAGGAUGCAAUGAGUGGACUGUUAAAAAGGUCCUGCAACAUGCUGCAACUAUGCUUACAAGGUAUUCUUUUUACAAUGUUUACAUACACACAGCAUUAUGCAAGAUACAUUUGUUGGUUUGCCUUUUUUUGUUAAUGUUUUUUGGAAACAUAUCUGUCACGGGUUGUACAAAAAUCAACCUUGUUCUUCAUUUUGUGGUCUUGCAUAACUCUGAACACUAUGCAUCUGAUGCCACUUUAAACAGGAAGGGUGCACCUCUUCCCUGCGCUUGCCGAGUCUACCAUUGAAUUGGACACAGCUCUGCAUGCCAUCUGCAUCGAAGGAUAUCUUCCUUUCCUGUGUAACACAGACUGAGCCUGUUUCACCGUUCAGCCUUCUGACAGCUCUGCCAUGUUCGUUCAUGUAGAAACAUGGUGCAUCACGUCGGGCCGAGGAGGAAUAUGCAACAGACUGCACGGCCCCAAUAAAACCAAACUGUCUGUGAGGGCAGCUCCGAUGACAGCAUCAGCUGUGCUUGCUGAGCUGGAGUGAGGAAAACACAGUUAAAGACAGAUGAAACCUAUUUUGUUUUAUUUCAGUGGAAUUGGAAAUGUGAUGUUUCAUAAAAGUUAAAUAAAUAUGACAAGAAA
Molecule: messenger RNA, 5268 nt
Organism: Girardinichthys multiradiatus
Lineage: Eukaryota; Metazoa; Chordata; Actinopteri; Cyprinodontiformes; Goodeidae
Gene: syt14b
Product: synaptotagmin XIVb
Exons: 7
Coding region: 1840-4140 (766 amino acids)
Source: RefSeq, a predicted model, not a curated record